Molecule: messenger RNA, 5915 nt
Organism: Drosophila ananassae
Lineage: Eukaryota; Metazoa; Arthropoda; Insecta; Diptera; Drosophilidae
Product: kinesin-like protein CG14535
Exons: 7
Coding region: 392-3871 (1159 amino acids)
Biological process (GO): microtubule-based movement
Molecular function (GO): microtubule motor activity; microtubule binding; ATP binding
Source: RefSeq, a predicted model, not a curated record
GUCCAAAGCCCAAUCCGAGGCCGAAAACCAAAACCCGACUUCAGUUGGCAUUGUAAUGGCAACGCUGUCGGCACGCGUUUGGCCAUCUCGCCUCGCGGGUCUUUUUUAUCCUGUCGGUGUCGCUGUCGCCGUGACAAACCCAAAAUAAAGAAAACACAACAACAACAACAACACCAAAGCAACAACAACAACAACAAGAAAUAUCAUAGAAAAUCUGUAGAGUGUUGAAUAGAAAUAUAAAUCAUGUGUAACGAAGAAAUCAAGGAAAUUCGGAAAGCCAAAGAUGAAAUCAACAACGUGAAAUUGCCAGUCAUAAAAAAAGGGAAACCCGAGUGCUUCCAGCAAUAAACUUCCGCCAAACCAACCAACUGUGGCAACCAAUAAGCGACGAAUGAUGGCCACCACCACCUCGAACAACGCCACCAGCAGUAGCACAUCCGCCACCACGUCCCGGAACGGUGGCUUCUGUGGUGCCCUCCAGCGGGCGCCGCCGCCCAUGCCGCCCGCCCUCGUCCGGAGACUGAGCAGCCGGGAGUGCUAUGGCGUGGGCAAGGUGAAGGUCAUGCUGCGGGUGGCGGAGCGGGACAGGAGCGCCGUUGGAGCAGAGCCGGACUUCAUGGCGCUGGACAAGAAAAAGCGCCAAGUCACGCUCACAGAUCCGAGGAAUGUGUGCCCGCCGCCACAGGCCGCCCAGGAGCGGGGGCCCAUGGUGGCAGCGCCCAAAAUGUUUGCUUUCGAUAACCUCUUCACCGCGGAGGAUAAACAGUCGGAUGUGUGUGCAUCGGCGUUGAGUGAAGUGAUACCCGCCGUGCUCGAAGGAUCUGACGGCUGCCUGCUGGCCAUGGGAUAUCCUGCCACCGGGCAGUCCCAAACGGUGCUCGGCGAGGUGGGCGCCAGCAGUGGGAGUGGCCAUGGGGGUAUGUGCUCCCUGGGAGCGGCCCCCUGCGCCAUAUCCUGGCUGUACAAGGGCAUCCAGGAGAGGCGCCAGAAGAGCGGAGCUCGCUUCUCGGUGCGUGUCAGCGCCGUGGGCGUUAGCGCCACAAAGCCGGACACUCUAUCGCAGGAUUUACUCAUUUCGCAUGCAGCCGAAUCUGACGACUCCCCGGGGAUUUAUUUGCGUGACGACUUCCUUGGCGGUCCAACGGAACUACGUGCACCCACCGCCGAGCGUGCGGCCCUAUUUCUCGACUCCGCGCUUGCCGGACGCUUAAAAAGUUCCGGUUCCACGGGAUCUGGGAGUUCCGGGACAGGAGCAGGAGCCGGAGCGGGAGCCGGAUCAGGAGCUGGAGGCGGAUGUGCCGCCCCCUUGGAGUCCGCCCUCAUCUUUACGCUGCAUGUCUACCAGUACAGCCUGUCCCGCAAGGGGGGUGUGGCUGGCGGUCGGAGCCGUUUACAUAUCAUCGACUUGGGGGGAUGUGCGAAUCGCAGCGGGGGCCUGCCGCUGUCGGGGAUCGGGAACAUACUCCUGGCGAUACUAUCCGGCCAGCGGCAUCCCCCCCACAAGGACCACCCGCUGACCCCCCUGCUAAAGGACUGCCUCGCCCCCAUUACUUGCCAUGUGGCCAUCAUGGCCCAUGUGCGACCCGAGCAGAGCUACCAGGAUGCCCUAUCAACAAUUCAAAUUGCAUCGAGGAUUCAUCGACUGCGCCGCAGGAAGCACCGCGUCCCCAUGCCCCUGGCCGUGGGCUUGGCCCAAGGACUCGGCGGUAAUGGCUCCUCGGCGGGAUCCGGCGCGGAUCCCUCCAGCUCAGAAAUCUCAGCCGACACUGUCAUCUAUAUGGGACCCAACGACGACGCCACGGAUGGGGAACACCCGCCCGUAUAUCUGCCGUCGCUCAGCGCCGGCGACAACAGGGGGCUGAUGAGCAAGGCCCUGAAGGGGAGCGGCCUGGAGAAACCGCCCUCCAAGUCGGCCAGCAACAGCCCCAUGAUGAUGAAGAAAGCCCUGGCAGCCGAGAAAGCCAAAAAACUGCCCGGAAGUAAUACGGGAAGUCUGAAGCGUUCGGCCGGAGCUGGAGCCUGCUCUUCGCCAUUGAUUCCCCACGAACAGCCCCAGCAGACCAUCCAGGCCAUGGGCUCACCCAUACCAAUACCCCGACACAUGGUGUCCAAGGGAUCCAUGGUGCCAUCGCCCAAAGGAUCCCCGAUGCGGCGAGCCCAUCCCGGAGCAGCGCUCGAGCAACUGGAGGCGGGUAUGCGGAAAAUCACCGAGGAGCAGUGGAUAGAUGGUCCGCGGGUGUCCAGGGCCAAGGUGGCCGAGGCGAGACACCUGAUGCGGGAGGUGAACCACGUGAAGCAAUGUGAGACGUGGGUGGAUGGACCCAAGUCGCAGUCCUGCCGAUCCUUGACCGCCGGAAACCUGCCCGCCUCGGGAGCGAGCCAGACACAGGGAUACGGGUUUAUGGACUCCCACAAAAAGACCAUGAUCCGACAGUGGGUGGAGAACCAGACCACGCAAGUCUUCCAGAGCACAGUCUCCGCCAACAAUUCGCCCACGGCCCUGCACUGGAAGCUGUCCCAGCUGAAGCAGAAGUCCCUGGACCUGCCGGACAGACCUGCUUUCCAACCGGAGCCCUCCUUGGACUUGCCGCAAGCGACAUUCGAGACGUUGCCUCUUCUGGAUCCUGCCCCUCCGGACGGCGACGAGGAUGAGGACAGUGGUCCGUCGGAGGUUCCACCCGCUUUGCCCCUCCUCGAUGAUCCUCUCGGCUCCAGGGAUAUUUCCCAGGACAACCUGCAGAGGAUGCUGUCGCGGCAUGUGUCCAGGGAGCAGCUCCAUGAGGCUGAGCUGGUCGCCAGUCGAGCGUCGUCUUCCCAUCAUCCUUCGCAGAGGAGCAUCGAUUGUGGGCUGCAGGUCACGGAGGAGGAGAUUGCCAGGACUAUGGCCAGAGAUCGGGAGAUUGAGUAUUCAGCCGCGCAUCCAUUGUCUGCCCUGAGUCAUUGCGAUAAUAUAUCCUUCGUGUCCAGCUUCAACAUGGCCUGCGAGUCCUUCAGCGAGUGCGGAGAGAGAGCGAGACACCAAUUCGAUCAGUUGGCCCGCCUCCAUGAGAUCUUCACGUCCCAACUGGCCAUGGCCGAGGUCACGCCCUCCGCCGCCCUGUUCCGGACGGACGUGGGCAGUGUCUUCAGUGAGCCAGUUUUUCACUUCAACGUGGGCCAGAGCAGCGUGUGCAGUGAGCCCGCCUAUAGACUCACGCCCAGUCCGCCCCACAAACAGCCCUCCCACAGCCCCAGCCAAGGAUCUCUGCCCAGCCUGAACGGCAUCAUGGAGAUAGCCGGCAUGGAUGACUAUUCCCUGCUCCGACAGCCGGAUGGGGCGUCGGAUCCCAACCUGCAGAAGAGCGAGAAGCGAUUCGCCCCGCAGCACGAUGACAUCUGCGAGCUGGAUGAGAAGUCCUUGGCGGCGGCGGUGGGAAAGCGGAACUCCUUGGAGGAUACGCAGCACAAGCUCAAUGAAAUCACGAACAUUCUGCCUCUGGCCGCCCAGUCGCGACUCCCGUUGCUGCCACUGAACACCAGCUCCGAGGCCUACGACAGUGGACACGACUCCAACUCCACACCCAGGACUUCCAAGCACUCGGGCAUCUCCCGGCGAGCCGAAAGCGGAUACCACAGCGUGGCCACUGUCAGGGACUCGGACGAGAGCAGCUUCGCCUCCGGCAUGUCGAAAGGUCAGAGGCAUCGCAUCACCAUUACAGGAUCGGGAGCCAUCGCAACCACGGGCAAUGGCACCUUCCACAGGCACAGCCACAGCCACAAGAAGCGACAUCGUCAGGAUCAAGCUGGGAACAACAAGGGCCUCUGCAAUUGGCUCUUGAAUCCAUUUUCCUGCACCUAUCCAGAGACUGAGGGUGAGAUCAGCGAUUUUUAAAACGAAACAUAAAGAAACACCGAAUCCAAGUCCACGAAAAAACAUAUAAGAGACACCCACCAAGAAAAAGGAACACAACGCUAGUCCAGCAUUCAAAAUGGCCAAAAAACGAAAGCACUUUAAACCAAUUAACAGGAAAAGAAAAUAUCAUAAUGUUUUAGGAAAAACGACGAGGACGAGGUUCAGUAGACGAAGAACAAUUUUUGAUAGCGACUGAUUAACUUUUACUAGGCGACGGCUGCCACAACAAAACAAAACAACAAAUACUUAAAAAUACAAACCGAAACGACAUAAAAGCAUUUUUUAAAUAAUCUAAUAAGUAACCUAAAUAUAAAAGCAGUGAGUUUUGCGGCUCAAAGACAGUUGUGUGUUCUGUUAACUGAAUUUAAAAAAAUAUCUAUAUUUCGAACUCAAAAAAUACAUAUCCUGGCUAGCAUAAACCGAAGAAUACUUAUACACCCAUAACUCAAUAUUAAGGAUAACCAUAUCUUUUAUCAAAACUGAACAUUUAGGUAAAUUUUAGAAACCAUUUUGAGUCAGAAUGUUGACUGUCUUGGAGCUGCAGAAUCCACUGCUUAAAUCAGCUAUAAAUCAAUCGAUUCAAUCACUCAAAUCACUCACUCACUAAAAUACACGCAUAAGUUCAAACGGGGCUUUAAAUAUUUUAAGUUGCCAGCUAGCAUAAUCAAGGAUGGAUCGGGACACUAAUUGGAGCUAAAAAAUGUAUAACUAAAAUGAUGGGAUUAGUGAGAGGACCCACUCUGAGAGAGUUAUCCCGACCAUGCCAAUUGUAUCUAUAAAUAUUGAACAUAAUUAUAUAUAUUAUUAACAUAAUCUGGCUACAAUCACUAUGACUUUACAAUGCAGAGAUUCAUCUAUAUACAUACACGAUAUAUACACGCAACAUAUAUAUAUAUAUACAACAAUUACAUAUAUCAUAUAGCUAUUUAUUGUUUAGUUUUUGGUUAUUUGUUCGGGCAGUCGAUUUAAGAUCAAGUAUGCUAAAUGUUGAAUGUUUGCUUAUUCAAACGAUUUAUUGCCAAUUAUAAGUUACCAAAUGUUUAAAUUAAUUGUUAGUUAGCUAAAGUUAUACACAUCUACUUACUACUAAAUCAUGGACAAGAGCGACAAGAACCACUGACUAUAAAGCGAAACGGUUUUUUGCAAAGUAGACAAAUGUUAAACAUACAAUUUUGUUGCCAUUUUUGCCUAAAUAAACUAUGUUACAAAACGAAAAAUCGAACAAAAUGAUGGAAUGAAACCAAAUCGAAAUAAUAAGAAAAUUCAAUGCAAAAUAAAUAAAUUAUAUAUAUAUAUAUACAAUAUAUAUUUAUCAGAGAUACAUAUAUGUAUGUAUGUGUAUUCUAUAAGGAGGAACACGAAUCGAUGGAUGAUUUUAAGGAAACCUAACGCAUAUUAUAUGAUAAACCACCACAUUAUAUAUGUAUACAUAACGAUAUUAACGAUUAAUACACAACCACAUAAGAAGAGGGCAUGCGAGGCGAAGGAUGCCCAGAAUGGUAGGCAACACUUCUUGUUCUUGUCCCAUCUGGGCACCAUCGGAUAGCUAAAAUUUUGUGUCGCCUAUUUGUUCGUUUCGAUUCGAUCAUCAAACUAUAAUUACAAUUAUCGACAUUCCUUCAAUGCCUUUUUAGUCAGCGUCAUCAGCAAAUUAUACACAACCAAAACGAAACAAAACGAAAUGUCUAAGCCAUACGAAAUCACACACUAAUUAUAUUGCAUUAUCCAUACAUAUUUCGUACAAUUAUUAUUCCACUUAUCGAGCGUAGUUAAUCACACCCAGAAACUCCCUCUAAUCCAGCUCUAUCCCCCCUAAUAUGCUUUAAAUUUUAAACAUAAUCACCUAAACAAAUCCCCAACUAAAACACAAAUCUCUAACAACCAAAAAUUGCAAAAUCUGUGUGCAAUCCUGCAACCUGCAACAUCCAACCUACGUACAUAUACCAUACAUUCGUACAUACAUCUAUGAUGAAGUCGUCGACUUCGGCGCUGAAUACAGACUAAUUAUUUUUUAUAAUAUAAA